AUGGAUCACCACGUCAAACACGCCGCCCACGAAGGCCACGACCAUUCCCACAUGGACCACGCAAAUAUGAACCAUACGGCCGAAGAGACCGGCGAAAUGGAUCAUUCUCACCAUCAUCACCAUCAUCACCACCAUACUCCAGAAGCAAACAAUACCAACAGCACCACAAUGGAUCACUCCACAAUGGACCACUCUUCGCAUAACCAUGCCGGUCACGAUCAUGCUUCAAUGAUGCACGGUGCCGCUGGUGGGCCAAUGUGUAAGAUGGAUAUGUACUGGAACUGGUACACCAUCGACGCCUGCUUUUUGUCAAAAUCAUGGCACAUCACUUCCGCCGGGAUGUUCGCUGGUUCUUGCAUUGGUAUCGUCUUUCUCGUCGUGUUGGUAGAGGCACUUCGAAGGUGUGCUAGAGAAUGGGAUAGAUAUAUCGUUAGAGACUGGAAGAAACGGGCUAUUACUGCCGCUGAGGGCGUUAACGUCACCAUCCCCGAUACCAAUACCAAAGAUACCACGACCGGCUGUUGCUCAUCCACUCCCGCAGAAACUGCUUCAUCGUCUAGUAGCCAAAAAGGAGGCCUAGUCACCAAAUCUUCCGCUGCUACUACUAAGAGAUCCUUUUUAUCCCGUCUAUGUCCCUUCACCACAUCAACAAAGUCUUUGAUAGCAACACCACGACCAACGAUUGUUCAACAUUUGUUGAAAUCAUUGAUCUAUGCGGUAUUGCUAGGCGUUGGGUAUAUUCUCAUGUUAUUGGCAAUGUAUUAUAAUGGAUAUAUCUUCUUUUGCUUGGUGAUCGGGGCUUGGUUGGGGAACUUUUUGUUUGGGAUAGAUACAUGUGUGCUAGACGAGAGCGUGGUGGGAGCAGAGAGGGGGUGUGGGUGUUAG
Messenger RNA from Orbilia oligospora ATCC 24927, 885 nucleotides. RefSeq lists its product as uncharacterized. The coding region runs from base 1 to 885 and encodes 294 amino acids. Gene Ontology annotation, cellular component: membrane. The transcript has 2 exons. The record is from RefSeq and is a predicted model, not a curated record. NCBI's taxonomy places the organism in Eukaryota, Fungi, Ascomycota, Orbiliomycetes, Orbiliales, Orbiliaceae. Gene Ontology annotation, molecular function: copper ion transmembrane transporter activity. Gene Ontology annotation, biological process: copper ion transmembrane transport.